AUCCUUUCGGAUGCUCCUAUCUGUGUUUCAUCUGAACUAAUUCCAACCAAUACACUUUACGUACCCACCUUCAAGAAAAAAGAAAAAAAGCCUGAUCUGUCGUAAUAGACUCUAUACGAUUCUUUUAACAAGCACUCAGAAUGGCUACACCGCAAAUACCAUUCAUUAGUGCACCGUUCAAAAAAACGGAUGAUGUUGACUGGGUUCAUCCCCUAAAAAAGUACAUUGCUCGCGUUUAUCAAGAUGAUCCCGAGAAAUACAAAGAAGAAACACAGGCUUUCAAUAGAUUACGUCAAGAUAUUCGAGGUGCUGGAAAAGACAUGACAGGACGAGAUCUACUUUACCGUUACUUUGGGCAAUUGGAAUUACUCGAUUUACGUUUCCCUGUGGACGAAAAACAUGUGAAAGUUAUAUUCACUUGGUAUGACGCUUUCAAUAAUCGCGCUAUAUCACAGCAUUCCUUAGCAUUUGAAAAGGCCAGUGUGAUUUUUAAUGAGGCAGCGACCUUAUCAGCUAUUGCCAGCUCUCAAAACCGAGCUGAAACAGAAGGACGUAAAAAAGCCUUCCAUUAUUUUCAAGCUUCAUCCGGCAUGUUCCAAUACAUCAAUGACAAUUUUCUCCACGCUCCUUCUGAAGACCUUAGUCGAGAAACGGUCAACUUGUUGAGCGAAAUUAUGUUGGCACAAGCGCAAGAAUGCUUUUUAGAAAGCAGCAUUCGAGGAAAGUCAAAAGACGGCUUGAUUGCAAAGCUGGCCAGCCAUGUAGCAUGGGUCUAUGGUAAUUUGAACGACGGUAUCAAUGAUGCUAUACAAAACCGCAAUGUGCAUAUUGACAAGUCCUGGUCAUUACUUUGUCAACUGAAGCAAAAGUAUUAUUCAGCCACGGCUCAGGAGCAUAAAGCAGCCGCAUGUGAAGCAGAAGGCAAAUAUGGCGAAUGUGCAGGCCGUUAUGCAGCCGCAGAAAAUGCAGCCAAAGAAGCAGUCAAGUUGGCAAAUACAUUCGCAUCCGCUCUGCUAAUAUCGAAUCAUGCGAAUGGAACGAUCCCCUCGGAAGCGGGAGCAGCGGUACAAGAACUGUGCAAGACAAAGAGUGCACACUGCACAGAGAAGCUGACUACCGCCAACAAGGACAAUGAUAUGAUUUAUCAUGAAACAGUGCCUCAGGAGUCCAUUUUGACGCCCAUUGAUCGCUUGAAGGCUGUCAAAUCUAUUCCUAUUGUCGAAUUGUACGGUCCUGACGAAAUGAAGCGGGUCAUAGGAGCUGACUUAUUCUCCAAGCUGAUCCCUCUCAGUGUUCAUGAGAGUGCCUCCCUUUAUUCGGAAGAAAUAGCUAAACUAUUGCGUGCUGAAAGUGAGAGAUGCGAUAUCGCUAAAGCAGAAUUGAACGCUUCUCUGGAUUACAUGAAACUGCCUGGUUCACUGGCUAAAUUCAAAAAUCAACAGGAAACUUCCACUUCUUUGGAUGCCUUUGCUGAACCACCCUCCAAUGUGAAAGAUUGGGCAGAUCAGAUAGCGGUUGAAGAACGUACUGCAUCCAUCAACGAUUUGAUCAACUCGAUCACCCUUUUAAAAAAGCAGGCCAAGCAAUCAUUGGAUGAAGCCAGUAUCAAUUUGGAUAAAGAAAUGAGAGAUUGUGAACAAAACCGAGUACAGUAUGGUGAUCAAUGGACACAGCCGCCUUCAGGUUCUCUUACAAGUCAGUUCAGACAGGAUAUCUCGAACCAUCGCCGUACUUUAGACAGUGCAGCCCAAUCAGACAAUCAGCUGAUUGCCAAAUAUGAAUCUGCUAGGCGUAAUUUGGAUAUUUUGCGGGAAGGAGGCCAAAGUUUAACUCUGGAAAAGACGUAUACUCAAACGCUUACGUCUCUUAUAUCGAAUAAUGAACAUUCAUCAAAGCAGCCAACCGAAGCCAGUCUGUUGGAUCUCGACUUUGAAUCAGAAGCAGAAAAGAAACAAAGUAGUAAGGAGAAUAUCAACGAAAAGGUGCAACGUGUAGAGACUACCAUAGAUAAAUUGCGUAGAAUUGAAAAGGAUCGUGACGAUACCUUCCAUGAUUUGAAAGAAAAGACAAUGCAAGAUGAUAUUUCACAACUGUUGAUUCUAAACAAAAAAGCAAAUGUUGAGCAACAAAUUUUUGCUUCUGAAUUGGAGAAAUACCGAGCUCAUCAACAGCGUAUUUCAGCCACUAUUCAGCAUCAACAACAGGCCAUUCAAGAAUUGACAAUCGCUUUUAAAGAAUUGAUGGAAGGUGAUGAAGCCAAGACGUUACAGUUGCAAUACGAUAAAGCGGAAAGAUUACGUCGUAACUUGACAGAUGAAUUGAACGAAGCAAGGGCGAUUUACUAUGAGGUGAAAGACGGUCUUAAUCGUGGUGUACAGUUUUACUCCAAUAUUCGAACUACCAUUGACUCCCUUCAGGCUAAUAUAAGUCGCUUUGUUUCUGAGCGAACUAACGAAAGAAAUCGCUUGAUAGAAGAAAUGGAACGGAAUAAAAGCUCCCAAGAACAAGAGAUGCUUCGUGAAACUCUGAACAAGUAUACAAGUGCUGCUAGUGCUCCUCCUCCACCCGCAGUGUCUGCUGCUGCACCUCCAGCAGCCUCUUAUACACAGGUAUCUCCAUCACAUGCUGCUCCUACUGCUCCUGCUGCUGGUCCUCCUCCUCCUCCUCCUCCUUUGCAAUCAACGCUAUCUGGAUCAUCAAUAAACUCCAGUAUGGCACAUUUGACAUACCAAGCACGUCAAUUAUCCAUCAGCGAGCCUACGGUGCCGUCCUCUUAUGGCGGCUACACACCCACUCCGCCACCCAAACCGCAAGGUAUAUUUCAAACCCCAGCACCUCAUCAGCAGCAACCGGCGCCACAACCACCUAUGAAUUCAUCCCCGUCAGCCGUUGGUUAUGGUAUGUAUAGUCAGCCUGCCUAUGCUCCACCUCCGUCUGCUUAUGGACAAACAUCAUUACCUGUUCAUCAGUCACCUAUGCAAACUCCUGUGACCUAUAAUACCAAUCCACAGCCCUCACCCUAUUCCUCUCAACCUCAACCUCCUAUGCAAAAUUAUUAUGGAGUACAGCGGUCACAGCCAACAAUGCCUCCACCAGGCCAACAGCCUGGGCAAUAUCCCUUGCCCUCGCCACAAGUACCGCCACAACAGCAGCAGCACCUAUCUUUUGGCUACUCUGGUCCUCCUCCUCCGACAAGCCACUCUCAUGGGGGACCACCACAGCAACCUCAAUAUCCUCAGUAUCAACAGAAUAAUCCGGCAGCCCCUUCUUGGCAACAGCAUCAACAACCACCUCAAUUACAACCUCAGCCACAAUAUCAACCAUCGCAGCCACAAUGGCAGCAACAACCUUACCCAAUGCAACCAAUGCCACCAAUGCAACCGCAGCAGCAGCAACAACAACAGCAGCAAAGGCCGCCUACGAGUAAUCUAUUAGAUUAAGAAAGUCAAAAAGGCCGUCCUCUAAUACAGUAAAUUCAUGAUAAUAAAGAUAU
Mycotypha africana is the source of this 3493-nucleotide messenger RNA. Its product is annotated as BRO1-like domain-containing protein. Gene Ontology annotation, molecular function: protein binding. Bases 141 to 3440 code for a protein of 1099 amino acids. The transcript has 5 exons. Gene Ontology annotation, cellular component: endosome. The record is from RefSeq and is a predicted model, not a curated record. Lineage: Eukaryota; Fungi; Mucoromycota; Mucoromycetes; Mucorales; Mycotyphaceae. Gene Ontology annotation, biological process: protein transport to vacuole involved in ubiquitin-dependent protein catabolic process via the multivesicular body sorting pathway.